AAAGGUUCUGUAUCAUCAGGGUCCGACAUUCUUGCUAACAUUAUUACUAUCGGUCAACAUUUUCAUUUGAAAAUCGAAGCGUGGAAAUUGUCUAACCAUGUGAAAUCCCUACUCCCCGAACAG
Acaulospora colombiana is the source of this 123-nucleotide messenger RNA. Lineage: Eukaryota; Fungi; Glomeromycota; Glomeromycetes; Diversisporales; Acaulosporaceae. The record is from the annotation of a GenBank genome assembly.